ACUGACGGUUGCUCUUGUUUUUUGUUUUUUCCAACUGAAGUACUUAGAAAAUGUUUCACUAUUAUCAUGACCAACGGUUGCUCUUCUUCUAAUUAAGUUUUAAGUUUUUCGAUCUCAUACAAUAUCCUUCUCUCUUCUAUCCAUCUUACUUCGAAGGAAGAAAAUCAUGCAAAGUUACCAUCAAAUCAAUCAUCUGUUUCUCACGUUCCGUGAAUAGCCUGGACCUUGAGGAAUAUCCAGAAAGGCAUUUCAAGAUUCGGCCUGAUUCUAUCUCAUUUUGUUCCGUUCGAAAAAAAGAAGGAUCCCAAAGAAUCCAUCUUUCUUGCUACUUGAUUCCAAAUAACAGCCAUUCUAGGUAAUAAUGGCGGGGGCCAACUUUCAAGAAACGAGCAAAGAAGGAUUGCUGUCCAAAAAUUCAGAGUAUGGAUUGGAUGCUUCAUUUUACAUCGAACAUGAAGGAUUUUGGCGUCGUUUACGCAGUCGGAUUAAUGAAUUAUCAUGUAACGUUAAACAAGGUUCAAUCAAGGCAAUUGAGAUGGGUCGUAAGGAUCCUCGAAAAGUCAUUUUCGCUGCUAAAAUGGGUUCAACUCUUUCCCUUGUUUCGGUUCUCAUUUUCUUUAAAGAACCCUUAUCUUAUAUUGGUACAUAUUCCAUUUGGGCCAUCCUCACCGUUGUCGUGGUGUUUGAGUUCAGCAUAGGUGCGACACUUAACAAAGGAUUCAACAGGGCUUUGGGGACAUUAUCUGCUGCAGGACUAGCUCUGGGCAUUGCUGAACUAUCUGUUAUGGCUGGAAAAUAUCAGGAGGUUGUGAUAGUGAUCAGCAUUUUUAUUGCAGGAUUUCUUGCAACUUAUUUGAAAUUGUAUCCUGCAAUGAAGCAAUAUGAAUAUGGAUUUCGGGUGUUCUUGUUGACAUAUUGCAUUGUGCUGGUAUCGGGAACUUCACAUUUUUUUCAUGCAGCUGUUUCCCGAUUGUUGCUAAUUGGGGUUGGUGCUGGUGUCUGUAUGCUUAUAAACGUCGGCCUAUUCCCCAUUUGGGCUGGUGAAGAUUUGCACAAAUUGGUUGUUAAGAAUUUUAAGGGUGUUGCUACUUCUUUGGAAGGUUGUGUCAAUGGGUAUUUGCAAUGUCUUGAAUAUGAUAGGAUACCAUCGAAAAUUCUUCUUUACCAGGCCUCUGAUGAUCCUGUGUAUAGCGGAUACAGGGCUGCUAUGGAGUCCACAAGCCAAGAGGAUUCUCUGCUAGGUUUUGCUGUAUGGGAACCCCCUCAUGGCCGAUACAAGAUGUUCAAUUAUCCGUGGGCUGAAUAUGUUAAAGUCAGUGGUGCAUUGAGGCAUUGCGCAUUCAUGGUCAUGGCUAUGCAUAGCUGUAUUCUUUCAGAAAUACAGGCAGCAUCUGAUUUGAGGCAGGUCUUUUGCAAGGAGAUCCAGAGAGUUGGGAUUGAAGGAGCUAAAGUGAUACGGCGUCUUGGAAACAAAGUAGAAAAGAUGGAGAAACUUAGCCCUGGGGACCUUCUUGAUGAAGUUCAUGAGGCUGCUGAAGAUCUACAACUUUUGAUUGACCAAAAAUCUUAUCUUUUGGUUCGCGUGGAGAACUGGGAAAGUGCAAAACAAACUAAGCAGUUUGAAGAUCCUGAACAUCUUCAGGAACUGAAGGACAACGAACCCAAACGCAUGGCAAUAAGCUCCCUCAGUGAAGCAAAUCUGAAUCUAAGGUCUGCUCACACAUUGAAACAUCUGGGUACUCAUAAUCCAAAUCUAAGUAUGAAUAUUUCUGCUGCACAAUUGUGUUCCUCUGGUAAUGUGUUCAAUCAGAUGGCGUGGCCUUCACGGCUUUCAAUUCUUGGAGAUGUGAUUAUAAAUGAACGUGAAGUGCGUACAUUUGAAAGUGCAUGUACAUUGUCCUUGGCAACUUUUACUUCCUUGUUAAUUGAGUUCGUCGCGAGACUUCAAAAUCUUGUAAAUGCAUUUGAAGUGCUUAGUGAGAAGGCAAAAUUUAAGGAACCCGUAGAUGCAGCUGGUGCAGAUGAGGCGGCUAAUUUCUAGAGCUGGUUGCCUAACUGCUCAUUCUUCAAGGAUUAAUUCAAUUUUUGUGCUAAUGCUCAUCAUGAAGAUGUUAUCAGGCAGCACCUCACUUACUUAAGUAUAUACUCGGUAUGAAAACUAUUCUUGGAAGCUGAAGGUAUGUUUUACUUAGGA
This is a messenger RNA of Lycium ferocissimum, 2194 nucleotides long. RefSeq names its product aluminum-activated malate transporter 4-like. Bases 362 to 2041 code for a protein of 559 amino acids. The transcript has 6 exons. Gene Ontology annotation, biological process: malate transport. The record is from RefSeq and is a predicted model, not a curated record. NCBI's taxonomy places the organism in Eukaryota, Viridiplantae, Streptophyta, Magnoliopsida, Solanales, Solanaceae. Gene Ontology annotation, cellular component: plant-type vacuole membrane.